UUUAUGCUGACGUCACGCGCCUGACUAACUAUUUACGUCUGUCUUUUCUACCAUGUUCGGUUUCAGUCGGGUUGCUUUGAGCACCCGUUUCUUCAUAUUUUCACGCACUCCUCAAUUCCAUUAUCCAAAUCACGGCCGCAGAAUAUGCACCACCCCUUCCCGACGAGCCUCGGAGCCUUCUUCGCCAUCCCCUGCUGAGCUCUAUUCUCGCCUUAGCAACACGACGCUAGCCAAGAAGUUACAAGAUGCGCCUGAGGCAAUGCAAGCUAUUCGAGACUUUAUGGUUAUAUUGCAGAAUGAGGGUCUUGACUUUUCGUCUGGUAAACCACCGUCCACGAUGCAAUUGAUGAAGCUGGGCAUGAAGAAGGAAGUAAGAGAUGGAAUGAUAAAAUUGACUACAGAAGCGCAAAAGGCAGGUAUAGAUUUGACAAACAAGGAUAUGAUUGCGGAAUUGAUGGCUGCAAUGAAGAGAUGAAGAGAAAUUGACUUUAUGUUCGUCAGUUCCAAUACUAAAUGUGUGAACGCAGUAAUUGACGUCGACGUUCCAUGGAUCGAGUAGAACAUUCUAAAUUUCAUCGCAGAAAGAAAAAACCUAACCUAUGUUGGACUUAUGUUACUAUAGUACUGUAACUUAGCCACUGAGAGGCCGCAACGCGUUAUCUGUACCAAUAAAUAGGAGCAGCCAUAGGUUCACGAAGUUGAAACACAUGAAAACAUCUAAGGGUUUUGAUAAACGUGAAAAGAUGGAAUGA
Messenger RNA from Lentinula edodes (shiitake mushroom), 752 nucleotides. RefSeq lists its product as uncharacterized. Bases 53 to 475 code for a protein of 140 amino acids. The record is from RefSeq and is a predicted model, not a curated record. Lineage: Eukaryota; Fungi; Basidiomycota; Agaricomycetes; Agaricales; Omphalotaceae. The transcript is spliced from 3 exons.